CAUCACAAAUCAUUUCAUAUACAGUAUAGUCAUGUGAUCUUGCAACAAUGUAUAUAUCAUUGGGGUUCAGCUUCAAGAGCAAACAGCCUCUGGUAACAAACCGGUGAGUAACCUCAUCCUGACCUACAGACAGGUCUUAAUCUAAGCAUGUCAAACAGAGAGGACGUUGAGCAUGAGGGGCAAGAGGAUGCCUCUGAGGAACCUGGGGAAGAAGGAGAAACAAAACCAAAGCAUAAACCCUUUGUGCCAGCUUUGGUGCCUCCUAAAAUUCCUGAUGGAGAGAAAGUUGAUUUUGAUGAUAUUCACCGCAAACGCAUGGAGAAAGACCUGACGGAGCUACAGACGCUCAUCGAGGCUCACUUCGAGAGCAGAAAGAAAGAAGAAGAGGAGCUAAUCAACCUCACCCAAAGGAUUGAGAACCGCAGGGCAGAACGAGCGGAGCAGCACCGGAUCCGGACGGAGCACGAGAAAGAGCGACAAAACAAACUAGCCGAGGAAAAGGCACAAAAAGAGGAGGAAGAGGCUAAGAGGAAGGCCGAUGAUGAUGCUAAGAAGAAAAAGAUUCUCUCGAGCUUCCAGUUCACAGGAUUCAUGCAGAGGACAGACAAAAAGGGAGUGCCUAGGAAGCAAACAGAGAGGGAGAAGAAAAAAACGAUUCUUAGUGAACGCCGUAAGGAACUGAAUGUCGAAAACCUGAGUGCUGAUAAACUCAGAGAAACUGCGAAUGAACUCUGGAAGUGGAUGCACCAACUUGAAGCCGAGAGGUUUGAGCUGCAGGACAGAUACAUGUGCCAGAAAUAUGAGAUCACAGUCCUUAGGAAUCGCGUCAGUGACCAUCAGAAAAAUACCAAAGGCUCUAGGAGUAAGAGAGGACUACGAAAAUAAAGCAGCUUCACAGAGACACCAGAAACUUCUACCAUACUCAUAUCUGCAUAAAUAAUGUGCUUUAAUAUAGUUAUACAUUCUGAUCCUCAUAUUUAAUGUUUUUGGAGCUGAAUAAAAGAUGACACAGUGAAGUUGGUUUUUAAGAGACUAACAAAUAACAGUCCACAUUUGUCAUAUUAAUAUGAUAAGUUGAAUUUAUUGACUUUUCGGUGUUAAUUAUAUGAAUGUCAUAAUAUGCAAAGUGCCAUGAUGUGUAAUGCUGUCAUUUAUGAUUAUUAUCUGGUUGAUUUAAUGUUAAUGAAUCAUAAUAAGUAAAGUGAAAGUACAGAUAUAAUUAAACAUUGCAUGCAUU
This is a messenger RNA of Carassius auratus (goldfish), 1237 nucleotides long. RefSeq names its product troponin T, cardiac muscle isoforms. Gene Ontology annotation, molecular function: troponin C binding; troponin I binding; tropomyosin binding. The transcript is spliced from 13 exons. Gene Ontology annotation, cellular component: troponin complex. Gene Ontology annotation, biological process: regulation of muscle contraction; cardiac muscle contraction; sarcomere organization. The record is from RefSeq and is a predicted model, not a curated record. NCBI's taxonomy places the organism in Eukaryota, Metazoa, Chordata, Actinopteri, Cypriniformes, Cyprinidae. The coding region runs from base 148 to 885 and encodes 245 amino acids.